GACCCGUAUAAAGGUCAAAUCAAAAGCUUCAGAUCAGAAUCAUCUUGAUUUGCCAAGUUUGUCAAAAACACACAAGGAAUUUGUCUCCGGUAGUUGGAGCCGCUCUAGUAUGACAACAGACAGUCGAUUGACAGUGACGACCUUUGAGACAGAAAAACAGAGAAACACAGUCACUGAGCAAUACAAAGUUACCAGUAAUGUGGUAAUGCCGAUACUUUUUUUUGGGACAAUUGUGCAAAUAAUGCCUGAUCAAAAAACAAACCUUGAGGUUCAAACAACAAUCGAAGGAAUGAAUACAUGUAAUGGAUGAAAUAAUAAUACAAUUCCCAUUACAAUCCUGGCCUGUAAAAUAAACCCCAAAGUAUUCUUAUUUGUUUGUUUGCACUUGAAACUUGUUCGUGUUCACAAACGUUAAUGGCGUCUCUCCACACUUUGCAGUCUUAUGCGCUGAAAUGGGCAAAAAGAGGGUGGACUAUCUUGGCAAUAAUGUCAAUUUUUGUUUUUUUGAAUGCCAUUUUGUCCGCCUUCCAGCACGUUUCCCCGUUGUCGUUUUGAUCAGCGACCAUGUGUCUGGAGUGCGCUACCGGCAGAAUGCUCUGUGGCUGACUGAGAAUAUGCUCCAGGGAUUGAAGUCUUUGCACAGCUCAUCUGACUCUGAAAUCUCCUUAUGGUACAGGAUGUUUUGGCGGCUAGACUGAGCGGGGUGGGGUUUACCUUCAUCCUCCGCAACCCGUUCGCAGACAAAUGCUCUGUGAGGGAAUGGGAUAAAUCACCAAACCCUCUGGAGAGGACAGCGGGAGAGAGAAGAAACGGGACGAGACGGAGUGCGGAUCGGGUAUAUCAACGCAAACAGAAGGCAAAACAUCUGCCCCCGGGCGAAGAAGGACAUCCCCGCCAGCGUCUUCCAAGCAUGGAAACAUAAUGUCAUGAACAGCACUCGUCCGGUAUUAAGAUCCCGACAGAGGCGACUGCAGCUGUGGUUUCCUUCCACAAGCGGAUGCGAGUGGAACGCCGAGCUGGGACCUUUUGGCAUGGGACUUGAACCUGAUCCUGAAAUGCGAAAAAGCGUUUCCCUGCCUGUCUCUGUUUUAAGAAUCCCCCCCAAACUGGUCAAGUAAGUCUCCCUUGAUGCCUCUCUGACCUGGAACGGGUUAGGGCUCUCUCACCGGGGAUGGGCAGCCCGGCGACCGCUCCCCUUGGCGGCUUUGGCACGACCACGGUCGCGGGCUGGACAUACUGGUCUGGAAACGGCUCGCCAAAGCUCAACCGGAGCCUGGCCAGGUCGGCGGGGGGCGGCGGUGGCAUUGUGCCGGCCGUGGGUGCCGACAUGGGAAACUUGACACGGGAGGGGGUCAUAAAGGUUAAGAACUGGCCGGCGCUGCUCAUCCUGGUCAUCAUCGCGCUGACUGUCGGUGGCAAUAUCCUGGUCAUCCUGGCCGUGUCGCUGGAGAAGAAGCUCCAAAAUGCCACCAAUUUCUUCCUGAGGUCCUUGGCGGUGGCUGACAUGCUGGUGGGCAUCCUGGUCAUGCCCGUGUCCCUCAUCAACAUCCUCUACGACUACGCCUGGCCCCUGCCCAGCGCCCUGUGCCCGAUCUGGAUCUACCUGGACGUGCUGUUCUCCACCGCCUCCAUCAUGCACCUGUGCGCCAUCUCGCUGGACCGCUACGUGGCCAUCCGCAACCCCAUCGAGCACAGCCGCUUCAACUCUAGGACCAAAGCCAUGAUGAAGAUUGCUGCCGUUUGGACCAUAUCCAUAGGUGUCUCCAUGCCCAUCCCGGUGAUCGGCCUCCUCAACGAGGACAAGGUGUUCGUCAACGGCAGCUGCGUGCUCAACGAGGAGCGCUUCAUACUGAUGGGCUCCUUCGUGGCCUUCUUCAUCCCGCUGGUCAUCAUGGUGGUGACGUACGGCCUUACCAUCCAAGUGUUGCAGAGGCAGGCCACCGUCUUCCUGUGCGAGGCCCACACUUCUUCCUCCCAGCAGCCUUUGCAGACCCCUGCUGUGACCCACACCUCGCAGAAACACCCGUACGCCUCCCCGGACCCGCCAGAGCUAAAGGUGGCUUCGGAGCCCGGCAUCCUCCUCGGCGUCUCCGCGUCGGAGAGCGUCAGCGUCCUUCCUGGUUCCGAGGCCACGUCGCAGCUGAGCUCUCCGGCAGCCGGGCCCGGACGGAGCGACGCCGCCGCCGGUUGCCACGGGGGACGGGGAAUGAUGCAGGCCAUCAAGAACGAGAGACGGGCCUCCAAGGUGUUGGGAAUUGUCGUCUUCCUCUUCCUUGUCAUGUGGUGUCCCUUUUUCAUCACAAAUGUCACCUUCGUACUGUGCGGGGGCUCCUGCGACGAGUCUGUGCUCCACGAGCUGCUCAACGUCUUCGUGUGGGUGGGAUACAUCUCAUCGGGGGUCAACCCGCUGGUCUACACGCUGUUCAACAAGACCUACAGGAGAGCCUUCUCCAGCUACAUCCGCUGUCGCUACAAUGUGGGCGCCAACGCAGCUGGGGCCGGCCAGGCCUUCAAGAACCCGCCGGCGCCGCCGUCGUCCUUACACGCCGUCACGCCGCUCCUGGGGGACGGCCGCAGGAAGGUGCGCGCCGACCGGGGACGCCACAGUAACUGUCGAAACGGCGGCCGGCCGACGCCGGACCCAGAGGAAGACGUGACACGAGCGGGGAGCGACGCAGUGCCGAGCCUCUGUGAGUGCCACGACACCGGGGGGGCGCUCUCCGAAACCGAAGAACAGGAACUGUCGCUCGUCAGCUACAGCCCCGCCUCCACGGUUCACACCAGCAGCGUGUGACGUUUUUUGAAAACAGAAUUCUGGCUUGGCCUCAAAGGAAGAGGAGGGUUCAUCCGGGAUGGGGGAGCAAGCGGAAACCCUGAUAACGCAUGUGGGAUGCCAGCGUGCUGGUCUCACAGCACCAGCCGGUGGCUAUCUCGAAUGUGUGUGGGUGGUUGUUUUGAACAUACAAGGAAACAAAGGAACAUUAUUAGGGUGUUUAGACGCGCGCGCACACACAUUUCGGUCUUCCUCGGAUUUUCACAAAGUGAAAUUGGACAAUAUUAACAGAGGUGAGGCGGCACGGUGGCCGACUGGUUAGAGCGUCAGCCUCACAGUUUUGAGGUGCGGGGUUCAAUCCCCGUCCCCACCUGCGUGGAGUUUGCAUGUUCUCCCCGUGCCUGCGUGGGUUUUCUCCGGGCACUCCGCUUUCCUCCCACAUCCCCAAAACAUGCAUGAAUUGGAGACUCUAAAUUGCCCGUAGGCGUGACUGUGAGUGCGAAUGGUUGUUUGUUUCUAUGUGCCCUGCGAUUGGCUGGCAACCAGUUCAGGGUGUACCCCGCCUCCUGCCCGAUGACAGCUGGGAUAGGCUCCAGCAUCCCCGCGACCCGCGUGAGGAGAAGCGGCUCAGAAAAUGGAUGGAUGGAUAACAGAGGUGAGUUAUACACUUCUGCAGGCUAUUUGAAGGCAAUCAAGGGUGAACGUAGAAAGGUUCUUCAUGAUCCGCCUCAUUCAUUGCGCCUCUAUAUGCUACAUGAGUUAUCAAGUGUGUAAUCUCAGGGCCUUGAAUCAAUGCCAACUGGACUAUUGGGGUUGUCUUAGAUGUUUCGUCUGCCAUUUGAGCAGGCUUCAUCAGUUCAUGCAAUUAUAUACGUAUUUGGUGCAGAUUUCCACCCUUCCCGACCAAGCACGUCAAACGGCAGACAAUCUUUCAAACGUCUGACAAGAUUGUUUCCUCAGGUCUGACGUGUGUUAUGAGUGGAUUCGUCCCGGUUUUAGGCUCCGAAACAGGUCAGGCCGACAAUCUUAAAAAAGGAACGUGCUCAGUAUUUACGACCAAAACUCGCCGCGUGUGUGGGGGAAGCUGACUUCUCCCGAGUCACGAUAUAACAGAAUAUAACCAAUCAAGAAGCACCCUGACUCAACAAAAGGAAAAGACCGUAAAUAAAAACUAAGCGUACCUUACCCAAUGUCCCAAUGUUUUCAAUUUUUUGGAAGACAGCGGCAUUUUACAAGGCUCCCAGCUCCGGCAACUUUCAGGAACAUUCGGGAAACAUCUGCGUAUAAACGGAAGUGUUUUUUUCUUUUUGCUGGGUUUUGUGAGAUGAGAUGUGAUCAUGCGAGGUUUCGAGAUCGGCGGUGGAACACAAUGUUUGUGCGUCAAUACGAACCAAAGUUAAAAUACCUGAGUUUUUAAAAUUUGUAUUAUUAUCUUCGAGUGUGGGGUCCGUCACAGUGAAAUAGGGUUUUAAGAUUUGAAAAAUCCACGUGUGUGGACCAGGCCGAAGCCUUGCCGCAUGAGCCGCUGAAGACUGCACGGAUGAGAGGUGAAACCUCUUUCAGAUAACCAGAACAUUCAAGUUGCGAUCGAUUCAAUGCCCUGAGAAUGAAAUGAGCUGCCUGAAUGAGAAGAUUUACAGGCAUCAAGUGUGUAUGUUGGAACCACGGUGUGCUCGUCUGGUGUCUGCCGACGCAUCAGGAGAGCUUUACUGGCAGAGUUGAACGAGGAAGUCAAAGCGUGAGCAACAUUUAAUUUCAUCCAAAUACAAUGAUCCCUAUCAUCUGGAACAAUAUCCUCAUCUAUAACGUCUCAGAGCUGCCCUCAUCAAUACCAUCAGAGGUAUCCUAAUCUCUUAUCACGUGAAAGAAGAUCCGACAUGGAAUUAAAUUCCAUCCAAAAGAUCUUCUCUUGUCUGUCAUCUAUCUCGAGUCGGUAUGAGGAGGAUGCAUGCGUGUGCCCU
This is a messenger RNA of Phyllopteryx taeniolatus (common seadragon), 4734 nucleotides long. RefSeq names its product 5-hydroxytryptamine receptor 2C-like. Gene Ontology annotation, biological process: chemical synaptic transmission; G protein-coupled receptor signaling pathway, coupled to cyclic nucleotide second messenger. Gene Ontology annotation, molecular function: G protein-coupled serotonin receptor activity; neurotransmitter receptor activity. The transcript is spliced from 7 exons. Gene Ontology annotation, cellular component: plasma membrane; dendrite. Bases 1172 to 2794 code for a protein of 540 amino acids. NCBI's taxonomy places the organism in Eukaryota, Metazoa, Chordata, Actinopteri, Syngnathiformes, Syngnathidae. The record is from RefSeq and is a predicted model, not a curated record.